AAACGAAACAGGUUGCUAUAUUAAGAUAUAUCGUCUUAUGAAACAAUAUUUGGAAAAAAAGAACUCAAGAAUCUAUAUAAAAUUACUUUCUGAAAAAUAUCUUAAUGAAAUGAUUGCUAUGAUUAUAGCACAAUGGAUUAAACCCGAAGAGGACAUCUCUUGCUCGAAAGUACAAGCGUCAUUAGAUAAUAUCGCAAAAGAUGUAAUGGGUUAUCUAAAAAAAGAAUAUCCCAAUCAUUCCAUAUUCUUGACGUCUACUGAAACUUUUAUCUAUUGGCAAGACAACAAAAUCGAUGAUAAUUGUUGGACCGAAGCAGAAGGAAUCCAAAUUAUGGAUACACUUCAGAAAUAUAUGCUUGACAAAUUUCAACCGUGCGAAUAUAAAGAUAGAAAUUUGAAAUACUUGUGUCUAGAUAAUGUCUUAACAGAUAAAUGUGGCUACCAAUUAAUUUUAUUAAUAAUAUGUGAGAGCGUGGCCAGAAGACUUGGCCUAUAUUGCGAAAUAAUGAAACCAUCAAUUUACCAGCAGGACAUAUGCUAUAUAUAUUGGAGGCCACAAUAUAAAGGUAUAAAUUUCAAAAAUGUGAGACGCUUUGUAAUUUCGAAGAAAUUCUCAUUGUCUUCCUAUCUUCGAGAGAUGAAGAGCGAUUCGAAAGACAAUUAUGAAGAAAUUUUUUUAUUUGCUAAAAAGACUCUGUGGAAAUAA
Nylanderia fulva is the source of this 706-nucleotide messenger RNA. RefSeq lists its product as uncharacterized. The record is from RefSeq and is a predicted model, not a curated record. NCBI's taxonomy places the organism in Eukaryota, Metazoa, Arthropoda, Insecta, Hymenoptera, Formicidae.